This is a messenger RNA of Contarinia nasturtii (swede midge), 1159 nucleotides long. It is a transcript of the gene Sirt6, whose product is annotated as NAD-dependent protein deacetylase Sirt6. The coding region runs from base 115 to 1149 and encodes 344 amino acids. The record is from RefSeq and is a predicted model, not a curated record. Gene Ontology annotation, molecular function: NAD+ binding. NCBI's taxonomy places the organism in Eukaryota, Metazoa, Arthropoda, Insecta, Diptera, Cecidomyiidae. The transcript has 6 exons.
AAUUCGCAUCACAGCAGCAUUGGCUUUGUUUACAAACCUCAAUGCGAUAAACAAUUUCUCGUUCGUAUACAUGCACAUUUUUGUAAAAAAAAAAAAUAUAAAUAAAUCGAAAACAUGUCUUGUGAUUAUGCGAAUGGAUUAUCUGAUUACAACAAUAAAGGUGUAUUGGGUGUUCCGGAGGUAUUCGACGAUGAAAAAACAGUUGACGAGAAAUGUGCAACAUUGGCCCAAAUGAUUUUGGCAUCAAAACAUGUUGUCGUUCAUACGGGAGCAGGUAUUAGUACAAGCGCAGGAAUUCCGGAUUUUAGGGGACCAAAAGGUGUUUGGACGUUAGAAAAAGAGGGUAAAUCUCCACAAGUGAAUGUUUCUUUUUCGGAUGCGAUACCUACAAAAUGCCAUAUGGCUUUGAAAGCACUGCUCGAGUCAGGUCACAUCAAAUAUAUUGUCAGUCAGAAUAUUGAUGGGCUGCAUUUAAAAUCGGGCGUACCUCGUUCCAACUUGGCUGAGUUGCAUGGUAAUAUGUUUAUCGAGAAUUGUGACAAGUGCCGAAGACAAUAUGUAAGAGCGACACCAGCACCAACAGUGGGUCAGAAGAGAACGGGUGGCAUUUGCAAAGGUGGAAAAGGGGCUCGUGCAUGCCGUGGCGGUUAUUUAUUAGAUAAUAUACUUGACUGGGAGCACGAUUUGCCCGACAAUGAUCUCGAUAUGGCACUCACACAUUCAUGUUUGGCCGAUUUGAACAUUACUCUGGGAACAACUCUACAAAUCAAUCCAAGCGGUUCACUUCCAUUAAAAAAUAAGAAAUUCGGCGGUAAAUUAGUGAUUUGCAAUUUGCAACCAACGAAACAUGACAAAAAAGCCGACUUAAUAAUCUCAACAUACGUUGAUAUUGUGAUGGAAAAGGUUUUGAAACGUUUAGGUGUUGAAUUGCCAGAAUAUUCAACGGAAAUGGAUCCAACAAAGCAAAUGCCGUGUGAAUUGGAAUGGACAAUUCCGGCUAGUUUAGUAAAAGACAUUGACGACCAGCAUAAGAAAAUGCUAAAAGAGGUGAAAAAACGUAAAUCAGAAGAAGCACAUAAUAUUACAAAGGGGAAGGCAACUAAAUUUGAGCAUGUUCCGAAAAAAGAAGAAAAAGAAAGCAAUGACUAAAAAAUAAACA